Messenger RNA from Polyodon spathula (Mississippi paddlefish), 5734 nucleotides. RefSeq names its product MAP kinase-activated protein kinase 5. Gene Ontology annotation, cellular component: cytoplasm; nucleus. Gene Ontology annotation, molecular function: calcium-dependent protein serine/threonine kinase activity; mitogen-activated protein kinase binding; ATP binding. The transcript is spliced from 14 exons. The record is from RefSeq and is a predicted model, not a curated record. Bases 1611 to 3026 code for a protein of 471 amino acids. NCBI's taxonomy places the organism in Eukaryota, Metazoa, Chordata, Actinopteri, Acipenseriformes, Polyodontidae. Gene Ontology annotation, biological process: Ras protein signal transduction; protein autophosphorylation; negative regulation of TOR signaling.
UAUAUAUAUAUAUAUAUAUAUAUAUAUAUAUAUAUAUGUUUUCAGACUGUAACACAUAACCCUGGACUUUGUCCUUCUACAAUCUGUUCAAAUUGCUGUCUGGAGAUUGAUUGUAUGUUUUUAAAGGUACAGGGCACCAAAUCUGUAAUUGCGACAGUAUAUGAAGACAUACUAAGAUGCUAAGAACAUUGUGCAUGGUGAGGUGUGUUUUGCUUCUUUAAAAUAGGCUAAAGAUAUUCAGUGGGCAUGCGCAUUGAUGUGAUAGCAGUGUAAUUGUAUUGUACCUAAAAACAUAGCUAUAAAAGUUGCACCUGGAAGAGACGGUCAACACAAAUAUAUUAUUUCAUAUUACGGUUAUAGUACUUUAUUUGUGUAAAUAGAUUUAUAGUAUUUUUUUUUUUUUUUUUUUUUUUUUACUGAAAAGGUUGUUAAUGUUGUGGUUUUCACAUAAACUUGUUUAAGGUGGUGCAAAUAUAUUCAUACCAAAUAUAAUUUAUUUAGACAACGUUUGUUUCCAGUUUAAAUGCUCGUCUCAUUUGUUUUUUUGUGUAGCUGCUUUGUAGUGUUUCCCCCUAUCUGUUCAGCUUCCUUAGUAUGUAUCUAUCACAUUACAAAUAUAAAAAUGGUUUAACCUAGCGUUUCGCUUCGGAUUUAAUUGUUUUAAACAAAAUAACUAAGAAAAAUGGUUUAUUUUUUUGUUCGCUGAAAACAAUGGAGCUAAAGGGGUCCUAUCUUAUGAGUCAUAUUAAAGACGCUGACUUGGCACUGCCUGAAAAAUAAAAACUAGCUAAAUGAAAAAAACAGAGCAGUUUAAGUAAAUAUUAAUAACACAAUCUGAAUUAAAUUGUAUUAAUAUGUAAUCAACUAAGUAGUUGUUUUUUUAGGACGGUACAAUAGAAUACAAUGGUGUGGCAGGCGUCGAAUAAGAGAGCUUCUUCGGCGUGUUUCAUCCACCGGCCGGUAUCUAUUGCGAAAGAAAUCCUUAGAAAUCAGCGCCGCCUCAGAAGAAGGAGCAAAGGCGGGUUUCGAACAGAUAAUUGCCCUCUUCGCUUGGCCUUCAUAUCCGAAAUGAGCCUCGGGUGCUCGGGCGUCUCCUUUUGAGUCCAGUCGGUUUUUUUUCUUCCCUGAACAAGCAGGGCCCGCUGCUUGUCCUCACUGAUCUAUGGCGACGUGAGCCUGCCGGUUUCCUCAGGGUCUCCCCGAGUCUGCCUAUCCCUUCCCCGAGUGCUUACCUCCUGCACUCGAACCCUGGCUUUUCUCUUUGUCCACCCUCUCCUUCCCUUUCCCUGGCAGUGACGGAUCUUAUCCCGAUUCCUGAGUAUUGGCUAACACAGUCGGGCCCUAGUCGCUCUCCAUGUUGAUACGGCACUUACACACAGGCUGCAGUUCUUUGUCUCGUAAGCCAAGCCAGCCGUAACAGCAGCAGCAGCUCGCCUGCAAAAGACAGGAUCCACACUUGACAAAAGAACAUGGAAUGCCACCUCUAGCCUUGGGUUGAAUAUUAACAAAAACAAUCAUUUUCUUGUGAUUGACCCUCCCCCAACCUUCAUUUCGUAUGUGUGCACACAGUGCGAAUAGAAAGUGCAUCACACGGGACCACAACCAGCACAAUGUCGGAGGACAAGAAUGCGGAGAAGUUAGUUAAGGAUACCUCCAUCCUAGAGGAAUACAAUAUCAACUGGACCCAGAAGCUGGGUGCUGGAAUCAGUGGUCCUGUGAGAGUGUGUGUGAAGAAGUCGACGCAAGAGCGCUUCGCACUGAAGAUCCUUAUCGACCGUCCGAAAGCCCGGAAUGAGGUUCGACUCCAUAUGAUGUGUGUAGGUCACCCCAACAUCGUUCAGAUUAUAGAAGUCUAUGCUAACAGUGUACAGUUCCCACAUGAAUCCAGUCCCAGGGCACGGCUGCUGAUUGUCAUGGAGAUGAUGGAGGGAGGUGAGCUCUUCCACAGAAUCAGCCAGCACCGGCACUUCACUGAGAAAAUGGCCAGCCAAGUAACAAAGCAGAUCGCUCAGGCUCUCCAGCACUGUCACUCCCUGAACAUCGCUCACAGAGAUCUGAAGCCAGAGAACCUGCUCUUCAAAGACAACUCACUGGACGCCCCUGUUAAGCUCUGUGAUUUUGGAUUUGCCAAAAUUGACCAAGGUGACUUGAUGACUCCCCAGUUCACUCCUUAUUAUGUAGCACCUCAGGUACUGGAAGCUCAGAGGAGACACCAGAAAGAGAAAUCUGGAAUAAUACCUACCUCACCAACUCCUUACACAUACAACAAGAGCUGUGACUUGUGGUCGCUGGGUGUGAUCAUCUACGUAAUGCUGUGCGGAUACCCACCGUUCUACUCCAAGCACCACAGCCGCACCAUCCCCAAGGACAUGCGCAAGAAGAUCAUGACCGGGAGCUUUGAAUUCCCCGAGGACGAGUGGAGCCAGAUCUCUGAGAUGGCCAAGGACAUUGUGAGAAAGCUGCUGAAAGUGAAGCCAGAGGAGAGGCUCACUAUUGAGGGGGUGCUGGAUCACCCUUGGCUUAACUGCACAGAGGCCCUGGACAAUGUGCUGCCUUCCGCACAGAUGAUGAUGGACAAGGCAGUAGUUGCUGGUAUUCAGCAAGCCCACGCGGAACAGCUCGCUAACAUGAGGAUCCAGGAUUUGAACGUCAGCCUCAAGCCCCUCAACUCUGUCAAUAACCCCAUUCUAAGGAAACGAAAACUACUGGGCACGAAACCCAAGAGUGGGUUUUUCUUCCACGACCCAGAGAAUGGGACGGAAGACUCGAACGUAGCUUUGGAGAAGCUGCGAGAUGUGAUUGCACAGUGCAUCCUUCCCCAGGCUGGAGAGAAUGAGGAUGAGAAGCUGAACGAGGUUGUGCACGAGGCGUGGAGGUACAACAAGGACUGCAAGCUGUUGAGGGAUGCACUGCAGAGCCUCAGCUGGAACGGGCGUGCCUUCUCAGACAAAGUGGAUCGCUUGAAACUGGCAGAAAUAGUUAAACAAGUCAUUGAAGAAAAAACAACCUUGCAGGACUCUCAGUAGCAAGUGCUGUACUUAUUAUUUUAUUUUUUUAUUUUUUAUGGUUUAUGAUAACUGUUCUUAAAUAACUGUAAAUAGUCAUUUUUAUGUAAAUGAAGUACAGGACUUAAUGAUGCAUUUCUCAUGAAUUUGCACGCAAUUGCUGUGCAGCUGUAGAUUAAAAAAAAAAGAUUUGUUGAUACUGUAAUAUUUUUAAAUACAGCUGAGUACAUUGCAAAAGAAAAAGCAUAUAAUUUCAUUUGCAGAAAAGAAAACUAAAUUCUAGACCCUUUGGCAUGGAUGCUGUAACUUCUUACAGUCUGUAGUUGAAGCAGUCUGCUCUAGUGCUGCUUUUUUAUGUUAAAAAAGCUCAGUUUUUUAAAAUGAUGAUUAUUUAAAAGGUUCAGUACUUUGAGAAUAUCAUUUCCAGCCUUACCCCUUAAUAAAAAGGAGAAUGUCAGGUUCCCACCUCCACAUUUUGGGUCCUUCAUUCUAAGUUUAUUUCUGCGGCAAAGCAAAACAAAUCACCCAGAACAGUGAAACCUCUCUACUAGGCCUGCCAACUGGACUGAGUGAUGGUCUUAAUAGAGAUCUGGUGUUACUAGGGGUCAUCUUCUCUCCAAAUUCAAAUGUGGUGCUUGUAUCAAGCUGUUAAUGGUAACGGGCAUUAACAGUUAGGUUCAGAAUUAAGUGAAAACCGUAACUUAUUUGUUUUUAUUACUUCUGAAACACAUGUUUGUGCUAAAGCAAAACUAAAGCGCUCAACCAAUCACCAGGACUUAGAAUGCCCAUAAGUGGUUCUAAAUAUAUUUCUAUAAUUUGUAUGAGAUUAUUUUAUGGUCUGUGUACCUGUACCUUUUUUAUAUUCUUCUCAAUGAAGACGAUAUGUAUGUGUCUAUAUUUUGCGUUUUUAACUAGGUAGGGUAGUAGCUAUGACACUGCUAAAAAAACAACAGAUCUAAGAAUGAACUUGGAAUGAAGAACUACAAAGCUUGAAUGAGUCCUUAAAGAGCUACAAGUUUGACAUACUGGCAUGUUGAUGUUGUCUCAUGUCAUAUAGCUGGUGUUAGUUAUUCAUCAUUUUGUGGCCACAUGUAUUCUCUUAUAUAUUCUACUACACUUCUCCUGUGCAGAGAGGGAAUGCAUUUGGAACUCUCAUCAAGUAGCAGGCUGGAACAGGAAUUCUCUCUCGCUUCCUGCAGAUUUGUUUCCAGGUUCCUUCAGGGUUAAAUUGGAAACAAAGCAUUGUGUAAAAAGAAUAAUACACAGAUGUUGAAAGAAAUGCAUGAAAGCAUUUGGACAUGCUGCGUUAUCUUCAAUGGGCCUGUGCCAGGCACCCAUACUUAAAAUGUGAAGUUUUGAAUUGAAAUGUUGAAUAUUUAUUGAUGAAACAGAACAUUUCAUCCUAGAAUCAGUGGUACUGUAGUUUAGAUUCAGAAUUACAUGCAAACCCUUAACAAUGAAAACGGUUAAGGUUUUGUGCAGGUAAACUGCUUUGUCCAGGGGGGGGGGGGGGGGGGGUUAAUCGCUCUUUAAACCAUCCAGUGUAGAAUUCGUCUUGUCUGUGAAACUCAGCAAAAUAGGAGCCUGCUGUUAAUACCAGUCUUCUGGUGCUGUUUGAGUCACGUGUUUUUUUUCUUUCCAGACAGACUGUACAGGCACAUUUCUCUUCUGUGUGCUGGUGUUGAUGAACUGUGUGAGAAAACCGAUCUCGUCACAAACAACUAGCCUAGCUGUGCAAGGGUUCACCUGUUUCAGCGGCGUAUUAACUCUGGUCACAGCCGUCCAUCUCGUGCAGUUUCAGGGAAGUGAUGAGCAAGUUAUUACCGUCAGCGUUGGUAUGAGAAUUAAAAACAGACAUGCCCAUGAUCUUGGAGCACCUCAUGGUCCGUGUCAUUCAAGCAAGUUAAUAUUUAUGCGUGGUGGACCGAAUACAGUGACACUCAUUUGGUGUUCUUAAAUUGAGACUGUCAAACAUGGUUUAGUUUGUGACAGAAUUGGGAGCUGAAAAACAAACAAGCCAAAAUGUGUUUUUAUGCAGCAGAGGUGCUCAGUUUUAAAAACACAGGUAACUGUGAUUGUUCUGCCUGUAACCAGUUGUAUUACAUUUCCCCCCACUAAGAAUCCUCUCACAUCGUGUUGAUACAGUAGGGGCUGGUUGGAACAAAGGGCUGGUUGUCACAGUGAUUGCGAGUGUAAAGAAUCAAGUGAAUUGACCAGGCAAAAGAGCUAAGGUCAGCAUCACGCGUGCCUGUCUAUUGCGUUGGCCUGAAGUCAGUCAAAACGGCCUGCUUAAAAGACACAAUAGAGGCCUGUUCUCAUCAUUAAACUGGAACAGUUCCGCUAAUGCAUUUCAGCUUUAAAGUGUGGACUCUUAUUAAGGGCUAGGUGCUUCAACUCCACUAACUGGGUGUCUUUUCAAACAUUGGAACCAAUCUUGCUUCCUCUUUAAAACUGUCAGGUGCUGAAUUCAAAGAGGAAAUAAAACACACUGCUGCAACAGUAUUUUUCAAUAAGUGGAGCACAAAAAAAUCACUUUCUCUUUAAGAGAGAAACGCAAUUCCCUUUAAGAUUGCAAUACACAAUGUAAAAAAAAAAAAAUUCAAAUGCCUUUUCAAGUUCAAGUAGUGGGGUUUCAGAACAAAUCUAGCAUUCCACGUCCCCAUGUGUUGCUACAACUGUUUAAGUAACGUACCUGUAAUUUUUCUUUUCAUUAAUAUCCUGACAACUUU